Molecule: messenger RNA, 1064 nt
Organism: Erythranthe guttata (spotted monkey flower)
Lineage: Eukaryota; Viridiplantae; Streptophyta; Magnoliopsida; Lamiales; Phrymaceae
Source: RefSeq, a predicted model, not a curated record
GAGAGAGAGAGAAGCUAAGGGGGGAGGAGAGAGAAACCUUAUCCAUUCCACCCCUUUAUAAAAGCAGAUCAAAACCUCCAUUAAGAAGCAGCACAUUUACAAAUCAUUUCAUCAAAGGGAGUUUUCUCAGAAGCCAAAGAGUGAAGAGAGAGAGAGAGGAGAAAAAAAUUGUUGCAAUCAAAAUCAAUUUUCAAUCGGUUGAUUCGAUAUAGAUAUAAUUAUUAUAUAUGGCUCAAAGCUACUUCGCCAGAUCGAACUACAGAUUCCUCCAGGGCGAUCAGAUCCUCAAUAAGGACUCGAUGAUCUUCGAGCUCGACGAGUCCGACGUAUGGGAUUCCGCCGCCGUCCGUUCGCAGUCGCCGGAGAUGCGGAAGCCGAGUUCCAGAAUAUCCAGGAAGCCGAGUUCUAGAGGUGUGGGGAUGGAUCGGCCGGCGUCGUUGCCGGUGAAUGUUCCCGAUUGGUCGAAGAUAUUGAAGGAGGAAUACAGGGAGAAUCGGCGGAGGGAAAGCGACGACGAAGAUUGCGACGAGGCGGAGGCGGAGGAGAUCAACGGAGAGUGGAUUCCGCCGCACGAGUUUCUGGCGAGGAACAGGAUCGCAUCCCUAUCGGUGCACGAAGGCAUCGGGAGGACUCUGAAAGGGAGAGAUCUGAGCCGGCUUAGAAAUGCAAUUUGGCAGAAAACCGGGUUUCAGGAUUAGAUUUUAAUUAAUCCGCGGUUAUGUUAAUUAAUUCAAUUUAUUAACGAUGAUGAUGAGGUUUUUUGUUUUCCUUUCUUCCUCCUCCUUUUUUUCUUCCAUACAUCUCGGCUUUAGAUUUUUCAUUUUUAUUUUUUUUGGUUCGAUUUUCCGGCCUAUGCUUUUUCUCGUGAGUCCAAUUGUUGAUCGUUGCAUUCUCGCAUGCAUUUGGCAGAGGAAUUUAGAGAGAUACUCCUAUAUUAUGAUUACUGAAUUUAUUUUUACGUUUAUUCCUUCUUUGUUUUGAGUUUUUGACUGUUUCGUUUAUUGGAAUUUGGGGAAGAAACCCAAAUUAAUUUGAAACUUGAAGUCGUUUCAGACGACACGGAA